Dreissena polymorpha is the source of this 5910-nucleotide messenger RNA. RefSeq names its product sorting nexin-17-like. The transcript is spliced from 10 exons. The record is from RefSeq and is a predicted model, not a curated record. Lineage: Eukaryota; Metazoa; Mollusca; Bivalvia; Myida; Dreissenidae. Gene Ontology annotation, biological process: intracellular protein transport. Gene Ontology annotation, cellular component: early endosome. Gene Ontology annotation, molecular function: phosphatidylinositol binding. The coding region runs from base 1 to 813 and encodes 270 amino acids.
AUGUCACGUGAUCCUGCAACCUGUUACUGGGACUCAAGUUUUGAUGAUGAACUGCUGGCCAACAAAGUUACCAUGAAUCUUCUUUAUGUUCAGGCUGUGAACGACAUUGAAAGGCGAUGGGUGAUAACAACAGAAGAGCAGCAAGAACAUCUAAAAUCAUUACAGCAAAAAGGAUCAAAACGAGAGUUCCUGCUUCUAGCGCGUACACUGAAGCACUAUGGGUACAUGCAGUUUCACCCGUGUGUGGCAGACUACCCGCAGGAUCAGUCCCAUGUGCUCAUCGCUGCUGGCAACAAGGAGCUCAGUUUUAGAGUGAAGCUGGCUCCAGACUCAGUCAAAGAGGGAUCAUUUAAGAUAACCCGAAUACGAUGUUGGAGGAUAACUACCACUGUGCCAGAAGGUGUUCGGCAGACGGACUCCACUCAGCUUGAACUGUCCUUUGAGUAUCUCAUGGCUAGGGACAGUCUGCAGUGGAUCACAAUCCAGUCUGAUCAGGCAAUACUAAUGUCCAUGUGCUUGCAAGGAAUGGUUGAAGAAUUGAUAAUGAAGAAACAAGGCAAGAAGAUGAAAAAGCCAUCCGAUCGGUCUAAGAAAGGCAAAAGAAGUUUCAAUAGAGAGAACAGCAUUGCAUCCACCUUGACACAGCAACCCAGUUCAGAGGCAGAGGAAAAUACGUCUUCCAAAGUACUGCUUUCCCACAAACCUGUUCCAAACCCUUUGAAGUUUUCGGACUUGAAGUCACUCAAAGGCAAAGGGAAUGACGCUGUUGGCAACAGUGCCUUUGACGCUGCCAUCGGCGAUGAUGACCUUUAGAUGAAAGGUCGGAAUUCAGUGUGCUUAGUGGUUCAUAUGAUGACGAGAAAUAAUACUUAAUGUUUGAAAUGCUACUUUAUAUUUGAAAUGCUGCAUAGUCUUCGAUAUGCUGCAUAAUGUUUGAAAUGCUAAUAAGUACUUGAAUUGCAACUUAAUAUUUGAAUUGCAACUUAAUAUUUGAAUUGCAACUUAAUAUUUGAAUUGCAACUUAAUAGUUGAAUUGCAACUUAAGAGUUGAAUUGCAACUUUAAAGUUGAAUUGCAAAUUAACUCUGAAACGUACUGUUGAUUCCAACUUAUUAUCUGAAUUGCAACUUAACUUUGAAACUUACUGUUUGAAUUGCAACUUUAUAUUAUUUGAAUUGCAAUUUAAUUUUUUAAUUGCAACUUAAUAUCUAAAUAACAACUUAAUAUGCCAAUUGCAAUUUAAUAAUUGCACUGCAACUUAAUAUUUGAAUUGCACCUCCAUUCUUAAAAUACUAUCGAACAUGCUACAUAAGAUUUGAAUUGAACGCUUUUAUUUACAAUUGUUGAAGAUAUGUCAGUUGUAUAGGGUUACUUCAGAGUUACAUUCAACAAUUGAAAUUCUAACAUAUUUUUGGUGUUUUCUAUAAAUGUUUAAAAGGACAUUUAAAUAUGCACUGAUGAUCAAAACCAUUGAUUUAAUAGAUAGUUUGUGUUCAUUGCCCUGUUUUAAGAUAUUGGUUUGUAUUGAUUGGUUUCAUAUUGAGGGUUGAAAUGAUGAAAUGUUUGUUAUUAUGGCAAUGGUUAAAUUAAACAACUUCGGACAUGACUUAAAGUAAGCAUUAUGAAUUAUUAACGUAUAAAAUGGGUUGUGUUAUGAAAUAAUAUAGAAUAAGCCAUUCACAGUCGUCUUUACAAUGUGUUCACAUUUAACAUUUGAAUUUGUGUACCAAUCAUUGAAUGGCAGUUUUCGGUACAAUAUUUGAAUAUUUUUAUUUAUGACAAAGAGUUCGUAGUGUUUAAUACACAAAAUACAUUUUUCAAGGUUGUGUGUGUUCUCUUGCCAUGGACUACUUUCAUUUGAUUGUGAUACAAAGUGAUUUGGAUACAGUUAAGCUGGGUUGAUUCCAAAUGAAGUGGAUUGUUCUUUGCCACAAACAAAUAUGAAACUGACUUUUCAUGGAAAAGAAGUAGAAAUGUUUUGUUGUAUUAAACAACGUGUUCUGAUUUGUUUUCUUCUAAAAUAGAUGAACUCGCUCUUUUCUAAGAGAAGGGCAGGUGGGGUUUAAUUGUAGAGAUUUUUAAUGUGUUUUUCUUUACGGAAAUGAAACAUGUGAUUUGCUGCUGAAUAUAUCCACCAGAAGUUGUUGUAAGAACGAAAUGUAAUUGUCAAUUAUUGAUCUAUAUUGUUAUAUUGAAAUGCUGAUAUUGUAGCUGUUAAUUAACAAACUUUAUCAGAGUUGUUUACAUUUGCCAAAAAUGUCAUUCAACUUUUCAUUAGAAAACUGUAUUAUUUGGAAUAUAUUUUGUCUUCACUGCGAUUUAAGCCCGGUACCAAUAGGAGUAAAAACUAAUAUACUACCUUUACAGCACUCAGGCUUUCUAAAUUGGCAGCAUAUUUAAAACGCCAUUUUAGUAAUACACUUUUGUGUGAGUAGUAUUAUGAAUGAAAAUCCUUACACUUGGUUUAUAACUGAAAAGAUUACAAAUGAUAAGUUUUUAUAAACAUGCCGAUAUUUUAAACAUUUUUCUUUCUUAAGAGUGCUAUUUUAAUUGUUUAUAUAUAGUGUUUACAUUCAUUUUUUUAUUAAAGUUAUUUUAACUGUGAACAAGUCCAUUAACUAUUGUUCGGAAUAUUUGUGUGACCAAUUUUUAUCAAAUGAAGAUGUUUGUACACAAAACAAUAACAGAGAGAUUAACGAACCUCUCAUAGGGCGUAUUGUUCUGUUCAUAGUAUUCACAGUAUUAUCAAUAUUGUUUAACAUAAAUAUGUCGAUGACAUGCAAACAUAAUGUUUGUUAAGUAAUUGCUUUGUUAAAUCGUUGUCAUUGUUCUUGUUCACAUAUGGGUAUAUAUUAUUUUGUUAUUUUAACGAAAACGCGUCAUUUCAGAUGACAUAUUCAAAACUCAUUUUUUUUUCAAAACAGUUUGCAGUCAUCAUAUUUGUUCCCUAUUUUUUGUACUGAAAGGAACAAACCUGAAAACAAUACAGACUUUGUUGAUUUCACCGUAAGAUUGUAAUUUAAUUAAAUAUUAUAUUUGCAUAUUUGUAAUGGUUAAAACUAUGUAAUUUUUAUUUAUCAAUGAAAUGAAAUACAAUUUGUCACUGAAAUCUUAAAUUGCAUGCUUUUGAUUGAAAAAUAAUCCAUAAUGGACGAUUGAACUUCCUUAUAUUUAACGUAAUUUACGUCAUAAAUAUGAUGUCAUAAGAACUUAGAAAAUCUUGCUUAUUUUUGUAAUGGAAACAUGUUUUUUUUAUCGGAUUUGUUGUCCAGAAUGCCAGUUUUUAAUAUUUGAAACUUACUAUUGUAAUCUAAUUAUAUCUCAGGUAAAAUCGCUGUAUUUAUUUAUUUUUAUAUAAAAAACACAAUUUCACACCUGAAUUAAUUACAAUCCAAUAUAUUGCAUUUUGCUUGGAUGUUUUUAAUUGCAUAUGUACUUGCGAUGUGUAGAGAGUUUGAUGUUAGCGAUAAUAAAUGUUUAUUUUUCAAUGAAGGCUAAAACAACAUAACUAUUAUUGGACUUUUUGGAUUGAUUUAAAGAUGAAUUGGCUUUGAAUGGAUGUAUUAAAAUGUUAACUAUGAUUCACCUUGUCUGUAUCAAAAUAAUAUGUUUUCCUUAUAUUUUUCAAAUCAAUGCAUUUUACUUAUUGUAUACAAAAGGGGUAAACACAUGUUUGUUUCAAAAAACUAAACCUACCAUAAAAUGAUAAUAAUAAUUAAAAAAUAAUCUAGAGGAAAAAGAAGAAAAAAUACUAUUAUUUUUAAGAUUGUUUUUAUUGUUAUUAUUAAAUAAAUAAAUUCAUUCACAAAAAGUCAUUAAUGAAUUAAACAGUUAUAUACUUCUACUACUACUACUACUUAUAAUAAUGUAAAUGAUAUCUACACAUGUAUGUACCUGAUGUUUUAAAUCUUGCAAGGUGAAACGAACAUAAAUCUACUCCAGAGUAUCCCUUUUGUGAAAAAAACAUGUGUUCAUAUUGUUUAUACCUAAACAGAGCUGAAUUGUAUAUGACUAUUUAGUAUCUUGUUAUAAAAUUUACGAAAUAUUUUAACGUUGUAAUAUUUGUAUCAUUCUGUUAUAUUUUGUGACAAAUUUUGAACUUUGAAUAUGGAACUAUUGACUCAGUUGAGCAUGUGCCAUAUUAUUGUCGUUUACAUUAACACAACUACGGUUGCAUUUUACAUACAUUAUUCAGAUACAGCUUUCAACAACGUAAUUUAUAAUAAUUUCGAAUAGUUGUGUUCAUAUAAUUAAUGGCUGAUGUUUAACUUGUAGGCAUAUUGAAUAUUCAGAGUUGGUGUAGUAAUGUUUUGAAAAAUUUUGAUAAGACUGUAUAUAGAAUAGCAUAUUUUGUGUUGAAUUCCAUAUUUACUCGUUGCCGCCUGUCCUGUCUCUUACUGUUAUUUUAUAAUUAUACUUUGUUGUAAAACAAUUAGUGACGAUAAUCUAGGAUGGAAUACGGAUAACCUAGAAUAAAAUAAAACUAACAAACUCGUAAUUGCAUCGUUUUCAUGUAAAAAAAGUCGUUUAUUGUUGGCAUUAUUCUAACAUUUAUAUAUAUCCUUAUAUACACAUACAUUUGUCACAAAUUAAAUCAUAGUAACAUUUUUCACCAGGUUUAUAGCUGUUAAAAUAUUUACUUGAAGUGAAAAUACAUUUUUUAUUCAUUAUUAUUCCUAUAUUAUUUUUCAGAGUAUUCAUUUUGGAUGUACAUUUUUGUGAUUUGUUGAUAAACGCGUUUUUCUAAAUCGAUUAUGUUUACAACGUUUAUCCAUGAAUGCACUUUGACAUUCCAGAAUCCGUGUUUGCAGCGUGUUUAUAUUUUUUUCGUUGGAGAUUGAGAUUCCCAUGAACAAACUACAUGUUUUGUGAUUAAUAUCUAAUGAUUCGAUUUUGAAUAGCCGAGCGCUAGGUAAAACUAACAUAAAACAUGCGAAUCAACACUCAACCUAUUGAGUGGGUUUCAAGCAAGUAUUGCAGUUGAAAGCAUACUACAUGUAUUGCAUUGCACUCAAAGACGAAUCAGCCUCCAAUUGGCCAUGUGUUAUGUCAAGCAAUAUUGGCCAUGUGUUAUGUCAAGCAAUAUUGGCCAUGUGUUAUGUCAAGCAAUAUUGGCCAUGUGUUAUGCCAACCAACAUUGGCCAUGUGUUAUGCCAACCAACAUUGGUCAUGUGCUAUGCUAACCAACAUUUGUCAUGUGUUAUGCCAACCCAAUCGCUGAACUAGAAAACUAAAUAUUCAUUCUCAACUUAUAGAUUUAUUUACGAUAUAACCGUGUACUGUUGAUUUUCUUUGAUUAUGCUUACUCAUAUAAAUCAUAAAUAUUAUAAAAAUGGAAUUAUGUGAAUAUAUUGUUGUUUAGCUAUAUAUUUUUAAGCCUGUUUAUCAUUGUUACUUAAGGAAAACAAACGAUUGUGUAAGGUCAAAGUAUUCGUUUUUGGCCAGAUACUAAAUUCUUCGCGAAAUAUAGCAGAUAUAAGUCGAGCAUGAAACCUAAACACAUACUUGCUUCAACAUACGUCUUCGUAUAUUUUAAUUCUAUUAAAACAAUUUAUGUCAGUGUAGUUAUUUCUUUUUAUCAAUUGCUUAUACCUGUGCCACAACAUUCAUAAGCCUUAUAGUUACAUAUUUAAUUUGUUCAUCACUUUGUCCAAGGCUAUUUUUCAUAUUAUUUGUAUAUAAAUAUUAUUAUUUAGAGAUAACCAGUGCAUAGUUGACUUUAGAGUUUUAGUUUCCGUAAUCACAUGUUAAGUUACAUAAUUGUAGUGGAGUUAAGUUUGUCGAUUGAACAAGACCUUUGUUAGUCUAUAGAUUUGCUGUUUUGUUAGUCGUGUAAAGGUUGUUUGUGGCUGUUUUGCUGUAACUAUGAGAACAUGUGCCAAAUAAUGCAAUAAAUCAAACAAGAAGAAUA